Molecule: messenger RNA, 1362 nt
Organism: Trichoderma atroviride IMI 206040
Lineage: Eukaryota; Fungi; Ascomycota; Sordariomycetes; Hypocreales; Hypocreaceae
Biological process (GO): regulation of DNA-templated transcription
Molecular function (GO): DNA-binding transcription factor activity, RNA polymerase II-specific; zinc ion binding
Source: RefSeq, a predicted model, not a curated record
AUGGAAGAGGAUCGACAUCGCCAGGAUUAUCCUCAGCACCGGCCAGAGGAUACUAAACACCAACCACCUGCUCCUUACUACCACCACCUCCCUCCCCGGGACGCACCUCAUUCAGAAUCAGAAGGCAGCCCUCACUCCCGACCCAACAUGGCAACCUCUGUCACCUUGCCGUCCAUCCAUGAUCCCCGGCCCAGUGCCUAUGGUCCUCCACCUUCGGCUGGCCGUGGCUACAUGACCGAUCCGCGUUAUGCGUCUCCGAAUGCAGUCAAUGGCUAUCCUCCGCCUCCUGGGAGCCAGCAGCCGGGCCCCGGAUACCUCCCCCCUCUACAGCCGCAGGCAGAUCCGCGAUCAGUAUAUCCUCCGCCCGAACCGCGAGGCCCAUACUACGAUGACCGCCGACCUCCCCCGCCUCCGGGCUACCACGAACAGUACUCAGAAUACUACUACCGCGGUCACCACAACGGCUAUCCCCACGACUACCCUCGGCCCCCUCCAGGCUAUGGACAGGAAUAUGGCCAACCCGGCAUGGAACGUCCGAGAGAGGCUCCUAGACAGCGGACGUCGAUUGCCUGCAGAUACUGCCGAAAGCGAAAGAUUCGCUGCAGUGGUCAUCAAAACGCUCCUGGCGGAAAAUGCCAAAACUGCGCUCGCAUGAACCAAGAAUGCAUUUUCCAGCCAGUCUCAUCCUCGAGUUCAACAGCCUUCAUUCCCGUCUCGGCCGUUCCGGGAGGCGUACCGCCUGGGACACAGUUGUUUGGUGCAUACGGCCAACCCCUGGCUCCAAGCACCGUCCCUCACCCGCAUCAUCCUCCCCACCCGCCGCACCCUUAUGGCCCGGCAUCAGGCCCGCCGCCUCCGCCACCUGCCAGCUACUAUCACAUGCAGGCACACUCUCCCACAGAUUCAUAUUCAUCUUAUGGAGAUCCCCGGGGCGAUGACCGUACAACAGGGCGAAGACGCCGGAGGACGCCAGAAGACCAAGAUGAAGGAUACAGGCUACCCCCUCCCCGAGCGGGCGUGGCAGAAGACGACCACCGACGAAGAUCGCCCGCCGAACUCUCCAACAAUAGCAGCCCUGGAAGUUUGAGCUACUCGCAUUAUCCGGGCCCGGCGAGGCACAGCCCCCGUAACCCAGCAAGACCCCCUCCCAGCGCUGCGACCAACACUGGUGGGCGUUCUCCUGUUACCCAGCAAAAUGGUUCCAGCGGCUCUUCGACGCCCGCACGUUCAGGGGCCUCAGCCGGCCAAUCGCAACAAUCGACCUCCGUCAUGAGCCUUAGCAACCUCGUGGAGAAGAACGACAUAGACAAGACAAUGAUUGAUCGUCUUAACCGAUCUCGAGAUGCUAGCGGCAGUCAGUGA